Molecule: messenger RNA, 603 nt
Organism: Naegleria lovaniensis
Lineage: Eukaryota; Heterolobosea; Eutetramitea; Acrasida; Naegleriidae
Exons: 5
Coding region: 1-603 (200 amino acids)
Biological process (GO): small GTPase-mediated signal transduction
Molecular function (GO): GTP binding; GTPase activity
Source: RefSeq, a predicted model, not a curated record
AUGGAUACUAAUAUUAAAUGUGUCGUCGUGGGAGAUGGAGCCGUUGGUAAGACCUCCAUGUUGAUUAGUUAUAGUACAGAUUCUUUCCCAACAGAAUAUGUGCCAACUGUCUUUGAUAACUAUUGUGCCAAUGUCAUGUACGAAAAUCAUACAGUCUCAUUAGGUUUGUGGGAUACAGCUGGACAAGAAGAUUACGAUCGUUUGCGACCUCUCUCCUAUCCAGAUACUGAAAUUUUCAUUGCUUGCUUCUCAGUGGUUCAACCUUCUUCCUUCACCAAUAUUAAGGAUCGUUGGAUGCCAGAAUUACGUAAACAUUGUCCAUCUGUUCCAGUAAUUUUGUGUGGUUUGAAAGUUGACAUGAGAGAACAUGAUGCCACACUGAAGAAAUUGAAAGAACAAGGACUUCAUCCAAUAACAAAAGAAAUGGGAGAGCAAUUGGCAAAAGAAGUGAAUUGUAUUGCUUACUGUGAAUGUUCUGCCAAGACACAAGUUGGUUUGAAGGAAUGUUUCAAUUUGGCUAUUACUGCAGUGUUGCAUCCUGAGAGAUUCAAGAAUGAUAAUAAGAAUACUAAGAAGAAGGAUGGUAAAUGCAUGAUUUUGUAA